Messenger RNA from Falco peregrinus (peregrine falcon), 9676 nucleotides. RefSeq names its product kelch like family member 1 (gene KLHL1). The transcript has 11 exons. Gene Ontology annotation, molecular function: protein binding. NCBI's taxonomy places the organism in Eukaryota, Metazoa, Chordata, Aves, Falconiformes, Falconidae. The coding region runs from base 26 to 2284 and encodes 752 amino acids. The record is from RefSeq and is a predicted model, not a curated record.
CCCGUCCCCCGCCCGCCGCGGCAGCAUGUCCGGCUCCGGCAGGAAAGACUUCGACGUGAAGCACAUCCUGCGCCUCCGCUGGAAACUGUUCAGCCACCCCUCGCCGGCGGGCGGCCCGGCGGGGGGCGGCUGCCUGUCGCCCGACAGCAGCUUCGAGCACUGGGGCCCCAGCCAGAGCCGCCUGCUGAAGAGCCAGGAGAGAGGCAACAGCGCCUUCUGGAAGAAAUCCGCCUCCUCCGCCGCCUCCUCGGCGGCCACCACGGCCAGCCCGCCCAACGGGACGCUGCUGCCUGCCGGCGGCCGGCCGGCCGGGGGGCACGGGCUGGGGCACGGGCACGGGCCGGGGCCGCCGCCGCCCCGCACCGUCUUCUACGUGGAGUCCCUGGAGGAGGAGGAGGAGGCGGAGGCGGUGCCCGGCGGGAUGGAGGUGGCCCGGGAGCCCGAAAAGCCCUUGGCGCCGCCGGAGCAGGAGGAGGCUCCGGGGGGCUGCGCGGAUGGAGGCAGCCGGGCAACAGGUGACGGCAGCGGGCACAGACUGUCAGGUGCCAGCCACCCCUUGCCACCCCACUGUGACAUGGAUUCAUGUAGCUCUGAGGAGUUCUAUCAGGCUGUUCACCAUGCAGAGCAAACCUUCAGAAAGAUGGAGAGCUACCUGAAGCAACAGCAGCUCUGUGAUGUUAUCCUGAUUGCUGGGAAUCGCAAGAUACCUGCUCAUAGACUUGUCCUCAGUUCUGUCUCUGACUACUUUGCUGCCAUGUUUACAAGUGAUGUUUGUGAAGCCAAGCAAGAAGAGAUCAAAAUGGAAGGCAUAGACCCCAAUGCACUGUGGGAUCUUGUUCAGUUUGCAUAUACAGGCUGCUUAGAGUUGAAAGAAGACACUAUUGAAAACCUUCUAGCAGCUGCCUGCCUCCUCCAGCUCCCACAAGUAGUAGAGGUUUGCUGCCAUUUUCUAAUGAAGCUUUUGCACCCAUCCAACUGUUUGGGAAUAAGAGCAUUUGCUGAUGCCCAAGGAUGCACAGAGCUUAUGAAGGUGGCUCACAACUAUACCAUGGAGAAUAUAAUGGAAGUUAUAAGAAAUCAAGAAUUCUUACUUCUACCGGCUGAAGAACUCCAUAAACUCCUUGCUAGUGAUGAUGUGAAUGUUCCUGAUGAAGAGACCAUUUUCCAUGCCUUAAUGAUGUGGGUCAAGUAUGAUACGCAGAGGCGAUGCAAUGACCUAAGUAUGCUACUUGCUUAUAUCAGAUUACCGCUGCUUCCACCUCAGAUAUUGGCUGACCUAGAAAACCAUGCACUUUUUAAGGAUGACCUAGAAUGCCAGAAGCUUAUUCUGGAAGCCAUGAAAUACCAUCUUUUACCAGAAAGAAGAACUCUCAUGCAAAGUCCAAGAACUAAACCUAGAAAAUCUACAGUUGGGACACUUUAUGCUGUUGGAGGAAUGGAUAACAACAAAGGUGCUACAACUAUUGAAAAGUAUGAUCUCAGAACGAAUAUAUGGAUACAGGCUGGAGUGAUGAACGGCAGGAGGCUUCAGUUUGGUGUUGCUGUCAUCGAUGACAAGCUGUUUGUCAUUGGAGGCCGGGAUGGUUUAAAGACAUUAAAUACUGUUGAAUGUUACAAUCCAAAGACCAAGGCAUGGACUGUGUUACCACCAAUGUCAACACAUAGACAUGGCUUAGGAGUUACAGUGCUUGAAGGGCCUAUUUAUGCAGUGGGAGGACAUGAUGGUUGGAGUUAUUUGAAUACAGUUGAGAGGUGGGACCCUCAGAGUCAGCAGUGGACGUUUGUGGCAAGUAUGUCAAUUGCCAGAAGCACUGUUGGAGUAGCAGCAUUAAAUGGCAAGUUAUAUUCAAUUGGAGGUCGGGAUGGAAGUUCGUGUUUGAGUUCAAUGGAAUAUUACGAUCCUCACACAAAUAAAUGGAAUAUGUGUGCUCCUAUGUGUAAGAGAAGAGGAGGUGUAGGAGUGGCUACAUGUGAUGGAUUUCUAUAUGCAGUUGGAGGCCAUGAUGCUCCUGCUUCUAACCACUGUUCCAGACUGCUGGACUAUGUAGAAAGGUAUGACCCAAAAACUGAUACAUGGACAAUGGUGGCUCCACUGAGUAUGCCUCGAGAUGCUGUUGGUGUCUGUCUCCUUGGUGACAAAUUAUAUGCAGUAGGUGGCUACGAUGGUCAAACAUACCUGAACACUAUGGAAGCUUAUGACCCUCAAACUAAUGAAUGGACACAGAUGGCUUCCCUAAAUAUUGGAAGAGCUGGUGCCUGUGUUGUAGUCAUCAAACAACCAUGACUGUCAGCACUGAUUAGAAUUUUACUGACUGUGAAAUUAUUAUUUUUCUAUCAGACAAUAAGAAUGAUAACUUAAUGAGAACAAGGAUUUAAACAGUGAAUAUGGUGUUGAUCACAAACUUGAAGAAGUUUGGAAGUGAGAAAGAUUUAAUUAUUUAUGCCCUAUAAAAUCAUAAAACCUGUUCAUGAUCAGUGUUCAUGAUCAUGAAAAAAAAAAUCAAGCUGUUGUAGGCAUAAAUAUGUGAACAUGGAGUAGUAAGUUCAGGUACUGUUCUCAUGAAUUUGUUCUGGAGAACUGGAUAAUCAAGGGACAGCUCUGCAGAAGGAGCAGGAGGGAAUACAAGAAUGGUUUUAAUGUCCACAAGACUUUUAACUGCAGAAACAUUAAAGUACAUUUAAUCACUUUUAAACUGUGUUUUUUUAAAAGACAAAAGUAGAUAGUAAUAUAAAAUCAUCUGUUUAGGUCUCGUCUUCAAAUGGGUUAUGGCCUUUUCAUUUAAACAGACAGUUUGGUUCUUACUGAAGGGAAGAGGUUGCAAAGUCUGGAUAUUCAGGUUUCAUUCAUAAUGACUGACCUGUUGCUCUACAGUAGGAAGGAAAAAAAGAAUAAAAGUAAACCUCCAAGGUGACUCUUUUUUGGUAACUUCAGAUUUUACCUCCAUGCCUGUGUUAAUAUAUCGUGUAAGGGAGCGUAUUGAAAGGGAAGCCUGUGUGUUUAACCUAAUUGUACACAAAGCAAUCCUUUGGCUUCACUAGGGCUUUGUUACAAAUAUGGGAGGCAAAAUAACAGUUUCCUAAUUCUUAAUCUUAUAUUCAAAUUAAGCAUGUGGGUUCUGAUCUCGUUGUUUAAUGCAUCUUCUGCAUGUUGGAAGCUCAUGAAAAGCUGGAAAAUUAAUACUGUUCCUUCACUGCAUCAUGUAACCAAUGAACCAUGACCAGAACAGUUCAUAGAGCCUCUUCUAACAUUUCAGGAGGGGUAAAAACACUACAUUUUAUUUAUUUCUAAUGCUUGUACAUACACAACUUUUCCUGAUUAAAGCUGCCAAUUUAUGACUUUCCACUUAUGACUGAGAAUAACUGCAAGGAGGGAAUUGAAAAUAAAUGCAAGUCGGAUAAGGAAAAUUAGACCAUUUGAUCUAAUAAAGUUCAUAUGGUAAAUAUACUAGUGUCAUCUGUGCUUCCCUUUAGGGUUGACCAUUUCUGGCAGUAAGGAUGCUUUGAGCUUUUGCCUUGGCAGUAGAUUUGACACUGAUGCUUUCUAUCUGCUCAGCUAAAUCAAUUCAAAUCCUAAGGCCACUAAUGGAAUAUGAAAUUCUGCUAUUCAGAGAGGCAUAGGCUCUGGGAGAAGAACUACCAAGUAUACCUCUUCCUUAAAGCCUAGCUGAUCUUUAAGGAAACAUUUCAUGGUCCAGAAGCAGAAACCUCACAAUCCUCUGUCUAGCAAUUUUGAGAAGCAAUUCUGGUUGUAGUUAAAAGAGUUUUCUUAGCAAAACCCUUUGAAACCAUUUGAGUUUAAAAAAUACAUACAGCCACCUACUUGGGACAUUUGAUUUGACAAUCUGUCUUUCCUUCUAACAGCAUCAGCAUGGAUGGAGAUCUUUGUUCCCUGACACAAAUUGAACUUCAGUUGUGAAGCCUAAGUGUAUUGGUUUAAAUCUUUUAAAUGCUUCUCUGUUCUAAUUAGAAAUCAGCUGCAAAAUCUUCAAUAUUAGUUUUCCCCAGUGAGUUGGUUUAUGAAUUGCAAUUAGUCUUCCACAAAGAAGCAUGUCCAUUUUUACACAACUAUAACAACUUAUUGAAUAAAAGAUGUUACAGCUCUACAAAUUUUGCUUCACAAAAUCAUAAGCUUCUGAGACUAAACCAAGAAGAUUCUAGAAUUAUAAUUACAAUUAAAUAUAGAAAUUAGCAUUUAGUUCACCUACAGAUACCUAAUGAACUUAGGAAUUUAAUUUUAACUUUAUUCCCUGAACUUCCUUUUGAUUACAUUAUAUUCAUACACAAUAGAAAUAUGAUUACUCUACCUAUAUACUGACCUUCAAGAAAGGAUUACUUCUAUUAAUUGCAGCCCAUGGCAGAUUUUGUUUGUGUACCUUGAUCAUUGUUAUCUUCAAUUUAUCCUCAAUUUAUUUUUUUAUUCUCAAUUUCCUUUUACACAUUUUCAAAUUGCCUUUAUUUAUCCAAAAAGAAAUAUUAUUCCCGUGAUUUUUUUCAUUUAUUCCACCUCUCUUAUGCUGAAAGAAUAAAAUUAUUUAUUUUUUUAUUUAGAUUAUGUAAAAUCUAGCCACAAUAAAAACCAAAUCUGACUUCCAGAUUCCUUUUACACACCUACAUCAAUAUAUUCUGCAGUUUCUUCUAAACAGAAUUUAGGGAUAAUUUUUUGAUAAAAUUUUAAGUUUUUCUUACUGUUUUGUUAACUCUGCUGUUAUUAAAAACAAUAAUAGUUUCACCUUUUAUUUCAAGGGAUUGGAUUAAAAAAUAUAUAUAUAAUCUUAGUCUUGGUUUCUGUGAUCCAUUGAGAUCCCUUUUUUAUGUCUAAGACUUAAAAUUGCUUCUGAUAGGCAGACUUGUACUAAACAAUAUUACAUUAUAGGAAAUUUAUCUCAUCAUUGUUAAUGUAUCAUGGUACCUUUUCUUUCAUAUGAUCCCUUUGAUUUCACAGUAUGAAAAUCACCGUGGAAUCAGAUCUGCAACAAAUAUUAAUUUCAGUGAAAUCAAUAAUUAAAAUCCUCAAAAUUCUGCUUGUAAAUGUUGUAGCUUAUUAUCCUGAAUAAUUCUGAAAUAUUAGCAUUUUCUCUUCACUUUUCCAUUCUUUUAUUCAUUUUAGCAUGCUUUUUUUCCAGAAUGUUAACUAGUUUUACUAGAAAGUCUGUUUCACACUAGCCUGUGCGUAUACAUAGGCCUUAUACCUAUUUUCUUCCUGUUGCCCAAUCUUAUAUAAGAACACCUUUUGUAUUAAUCUAACAUAAGUAAAACUAAUAAAAAUUAAGGUCCUCAGGGGUAACUCAAAUUAAGGUCCUCUGGGACUACUGCAAAGCCUUGCAUUUCUCUGUUCUAUGGGUCAAAACCUCCUCUUUUUUAUUUAUUUGAGAUUUUAUUUCUUUCAUUCUUGCUGCUUCUGGUUUUGAAAUAGGAGGAAUGUGAAGGACAUAAUGCUAGAAAAUCUAUUUAUAAAUGGACAAGUCUAUACAGAUUUUUAUGUGAAGACAGGGAAAACAAUACUGGCAGGAAGUAGUCAUUCUUGUGCCUGAAGACUUGUAUUCAAAAACUGGCAUAGACAUAAGGAAAUCAGAAUCAUAGAAUGGUGUGGGUUGGAAGGAACCUUAGAGAUCACCUAGGUCCAGCCCCUUCUACUAGACACCUUCCACUAGACCAGGCUGCUCUAAGCCCCAUCCAUCCUGGCCUUGAACACUGCCAGGGAUGGGGCAUCCACAGCUUCUCUGGGCAACCUGUUCCAGUGCCUCACCACCCUCACAGUAAAGAAUUUCCUUCUAAUACCUAAUCUAAAUCUACCAUCUUUCAGCUUAAAGCCAUUCCCCCUUUUCCUGUCACUACUUGCCCUUGUAUAAAGUCCCUCUCCAGCUUCCUUGAGGUACUGGAAGGCUGCUAUAAGGUCUCCCUGGAACCUUUUCUUCUCCAGGCUCAACAACCCCAACCUUCUCAGCCUGUCUUCACAGAAGAGGUGCUCCAGCCCUCUGAUCAUCUCCAUCUCUCUCCUCUGGAAUUACUCCAACAAAUCCGUGCCCUUCUUAUGUUGGCAGCCCCCAGAGAUGAACAGAGUACUCCAGGUGGGGUCUCAUGAGAGUGGAGUAGAGGGGGAGAAUCACCUCCCUCAACCUGCUGCUCAUGAUUCUUUUGAUGCAGCCCAGGAUAUGGUUCGAUUUCUGGGAUGCAAGCAUACAUUGGCAGGCUAUAUUGAACUUUUUGUCCACCAACACUACGUCAUUCUCUCAAGGCUGCUCUCAAUCCACUUAUCAUCCAGCCUGUAUUGCUUGGGAUUGCUCUGACCCACAUUCAGGACCUUGCACUUGGCCUUGUGGAACUCCAUGAGGUUCUCAUGGGCCCAUCUUUCAAGCCUGUCAAGGUCCCACUUGAUGGCAUCCUUUCCUUCCAGCAUGUAGAUCGCACCACACAGCUUGGUGUUGUUGGCAAACUUACUGAGGGUGCAGUAAAUCCCAGUGUCCAUAUUGCCAAUAAAGAUGUUAAAAAUGUCAGUCCCAAUACCAGCCCCUGAGGAGUGCCACUUACCACUGGUCUCCACUUGGAUAUUGAACUGUUGACCACACAUCUUUGAGUGCACCCAUCCAGCUAAUUCCUUAUCCACUCAGUGGUCCAUCAAUCAAAUCUGUGUCUCUUCACUUUAUAGACAAGGAUAUCAUGCAGGACAGUGUCAAUUGUCAUGGUGGAUGACAUCAGUCACUAUUCCCUCAUCCUUCAAUGCUGUAACCCCAUCGUAGAAGGCCACCAAAUUUUUCAGGCCCAAUGUGCUUUUAGGGAAGCCAUGCUGACUGUCACCAACCUCCUCCUUAGUUUCCAUGUGACUUAGCAUAGUUUCCAGGAGGAUCUGCUCCAUGGUCAGAGGUGAGACUGACUGGCCUAUAGUUUCCUGGGUCUUCCUUUUUUUCCCUUUGUAAAAAAGGGACUUAAUUUUCCGCUUUUGCAGUGAGGAGAAACUUCACUGCACUGCCAUGACUUCUCAAAUAUGAUGGAUAGUGGCUUAACAACUUCAUCCACCAGUUCCCUCAGGACAAACAGAUGCAUCUCAUCAGGUCCCAUGGUCUUGUGUACCUUCAGGUUCCUUAGACGGUCCUGAACCUGAUCUUCUCCAGUUGUGGGUCGUUCUUCAUUCUCCCAGUUCCUGCCUUUGCAUUUUGUGACUUGGGCAAUAUGGCUGGAGUACGUGCUGGUAAAGACUGAGGGAAACAAGUCGUUGAGUACCUCAGCCUUCUUGAUAUCCCAGGUAACCAGGUCUCCUGUUUCCCUGUGGAGAGGGCCCACAUUUUCCCUGCUCUUCCUUUUAUCACUGAUGUAUCUGUAGAAGCUUUUCUUGUUGCCCUUGAUGUCCCUGGCCAGAUUUAAUUCUAUCAAGGUUUCAGAUUUCUUAACCUGAUCCCUAGCUGCUCAGACAAUUUCUCUGUACUCUUCCCAGGCUGUGGUUGAAAUCUCCUAUGAGAACCAGGGUUUGUGAAUGUAAGACUGCUCCUAUCUGUCUAUAGAGGACCUCAUCUGCUUGGUCUUCCUGGUUGGGUGGCCUAUAGCAGACCCCCACUAUAAUGUCAACUGUCCCUGCCCUUCCUUUCAUCCUGACCCAUAAACUCUUGGCCAGCUCCUCCUCUGUCCCCAGGAGCUCCAUGCACUCUGGCUGAUUGUUGACAUACAGGGCAACACCCCCUUCCUCAUCUCCACUGUCUGUUCUUCCUAAAGAGCCUGUAUCCUUCCAUUCCAAUGUCUCUGUGAUGACAGUAAGAUCAUAGGCCUGCAGGUGUGUGCACAUCUCUUAACAUCUCUAAAUGUUGUUUCUAGACAACAUUUGAGGCUUUAUAAAUAUGGAAUAAUUCAAAUUGAACUCAAUAGAAAAACUGAUCAAGCAAAAUAGGUAAAUAUUUUUCUAUUACUCUGAGGGUGCCAUUUUCAAGUUGUUUUUACCAAUACAGUAGUGUUAAAAAAUCCAUUUUGGAAAAGAAAGACUAUCGUGUGAUCCUCUGUUGUUUAUGGAACUGUUGAUUACCUUGUAGUUUUGAGCCUUUCCUUUUAGUUAUUUUUUACAUUUACAUUUUUUAUUAUUGACAGUGAGGGAUGCUAGAAAUAUAAUCAGUAUUAAUGAAGAUCUAUGUAGAAAAACGUAAUUUAAUAGUCAUUAUGUAGUAGAGCUCUUUAUUAUUGCCAUUUUGUGGUCCAAUGUUAUUGAUAUUUUUUCAUUGAAAUCAAAGCCACAAACAAGGCAAUAAAAACAUUUGAAGGUAAGAAUGUUGUUACUUUGUCCUUAAAUAUAAUUAUUCAAUACAUAUUUGUACAUGUGUUUUUGCAAUGAAAAUACUAAUAUUGUUUAAAAGUAAAAGUAAAUGUUAAAAAAUCAUUUUGCAUAUAGAACAGACUUCUAAUCAUAUGAAACUGGGCAAAUUAUGAAGGCAAUUUAAGGAUGCUUUCAGGAAGUUUCCUGUCUCAUAACAUUACUCUCUUAAGCUAACAUUAAUUGACUUAAGGGAACCAUUUUGGCAAAGACAAAGAAUUAUUUCCUUGAAUAUCAUUCUCUUCUACAAUGAACUGCCAUUAAUUAACCAUUAUUUAAAAAGCACUCAUGUUAAAAUGUAUCUAAAAGGCUCUCUAUAUUAUUCAGAUUGUUUUAUAUGUUUAGCAGGUCCAAAUAAAUUCCCAUUAAUAUAUUUGCCAGUGACUUAAACACUUUUCAAUUACAUCAAUAAAAAUAACUCACAAAUGAAUUUGAAGUUAUGCAAGUUUUAAUGGCUCAGUCCUUGAUGUCUCUGAACAAACACCAGAAAUGUGCAUCAUGAUUAUGAACAAAAUACAAAUUUUCUGUAACAGAAUUCACACUCUAGAAGUCUUUCCUUAUUACUGUGCUCACAGUGGACUGGAUAUAACAGAAUGUACCCUGUUACAUAUGACUUUGAAGUAGUUAUUUCACAAGGAAUGAAUAGAGAAGGCAAUUCUGCAAAGGCUUAAAAAAAGUUCCUGUAACUGUUAUCAAAUAGCAAUAAUAAAUUACAAUAAUUCUGUAAUAUUGUGGGAAACUUAGACAAUGACUAUGUGCAUGUAUGGAAUCUGGUGACACAACACCAAGUAUGAAACUGUUUACUUAUAUAAAGUUCACAGCCUGGAACAGGACCUAGUGCACUUUUUUGACAUUAAAUCUCCCAUACAUAUACUUGUGUUUAGUUUUAUGUCCUCACAAUCCAGCUGCACAUUGGCUCUUGUAAAACACUGCUUUGCUACCUUUCUCCCUUCCCCACUCCCAGUUUCUGUUUAUAUUGCAGAGGCUUUCUGCCAUUAGACGUAUUUUCUCACAGAUUUCUGAUGAAAGCAAGAAGUAUAAUAAUACACUAUACCAGUAACAAAUUACUUACAACUCUAUAUGCAAAGUGGGUGUGCAUGUCAUAAAAAUAAAAGGUUUAUUUUUCUUUUCCAAAGUAAAAUUUCUUUGAUAGGUCUUCAGUCUUUUAAAUAUCUACACAUUGAAAAAAAAAUGUAAACUUUCUAAAAAUGUAAAUAUUUUUAAUAUGGAGCUUCCAACUAUUUACAAAUUACUCCAACUUUACAAAACUGUGUGUUUAGUCAUGCAAUAUUUAUCAUGAUCCCAGUGCUGGCAUCCAGAUCUCUUGUAGAUGUUCAUGUUUGUGAAUGUGUGUCAUUGUCUCCAGAUUUUUUCUAUUCCAAAGGA